Messenger RNA from Dermacentor albipictus, 6998 nucleotides. The record is from RefSeq and is a predicted model, not a curated record. NCBI's taxonomy places the organism in Eukaryota, Metazoa, Arthropoda, Arachnida, Ixodida, Ixodidae.
AUGGUCAAUGGGGAGACACACACCAGAACAUUGAACAGGGUCAACAGGAGAGCAGCGCUUGGUCCCAAGUCCAGGGUCAGGAGUCAGUUAAUCACGGUCACGCACAAAGCCAGCCACAAGUUUCGUGGAAUGAUCAAGAAGGUAGCCAGCAAGAACCUCGUUGCACCAGGGAAGGUUUUUUCGGACACCCGGAUGAUUGCAACAAGUUCUACAGAUUACCCGUAUGCCGUAGAAGGGCGGUGCAAGAAUGCAGUGCCUGGCCCCUCCCAACAACCAAUAUUCCCUGAACAACCCCAAGGAUGGCCGCAACAGGGUAGCGGAGGUGGUCGACCAGGCGGAACGUUGCCGCAACAACCACAGCGGUGGCCACAACAGGGCACUGGAGGUAGCCAGCAGCCUGGAGGUAGUGGAGGAGAUGGACCGCUGCCAGGUGACACAAGACCUGGUGACACAAGGCCUGGUGAUAUUGGGUCCAGUAACCCGAGACCGGGCGACACACGACCGUGUGACAAUCAAACUACCCCGGGGCAACAAGGUGGUUCAGCAUCCGGACAAGGAACUCCUUCAAACAAAGACUUACCAUGCCCCAGGGAAGUCUUCUACCGCAACCCUCAUAACUGUUACAUAUUUUAUCGGUGUGUGAGGCGCGAAGGCGGAAGUGACUUUGACGUUUACGAAUUCAACUGUCCCGAUGGACUCGUCUUCGACGAGAGGUACAGCGUAUGCAACUGGCCAUACCAAGCACCCCCCUGCGAAGAAAGUCACGCGGCCCAAAUUGUACAGCCCGGGCAAGGUGGUCAAGGGCAAGGGGGAUAUCCAGGUCAAGGAGGUCGGCCAGGCCAGGGAGGUACACCAGGUCAGCCAGGUAGUCCAGGACGACCAGGAACGGCUGGCACUCCGGGACGACCAGGCAGUCCAGGAACACCGGGGACGGGUGGUAUACCGGGACGGCCAGGUACUCCUGGAACACCGGGGACGGGUGGUAUACCGGGACGGCCAGGUACGCCGGGAACACCGGGGACGGGCAGUGCACCGGGACGGCCAGGUACUCCAGGAACACCGGGGACGGGUGGUACACCGGGACGGCCAGGUACUCCAGGAACACCAGGCACGGGUGGUACACCAGGACGGCCAGGUACUCCAGGAACACCCGGCACGGGCGGUACACCAGGACGGCCAGGUACUUCGGGAACACCGGGGACGGGUGGCACACCGGGACGGCCAGGUACUCCGGGAACACCAGGGACGGGUGGUACACCGGGACUGCCAGGUACUCCGGGAACACCAGGUACGGGUGGUACACCGGGUCGGCCAGGCAGUCCAGGACAAGGAGGCCUACCAGUUCAACCAGGACAGGGAGGAUGGCCAGUUCAGCCUGGACAGCCAGGUGGUCCUGGACUACCAGGGCAACCUCCUCUGCCAGGUCAGCCAGUACCAGCACAGCCUGGAGGCCGACCAGGUCAGCCAGGACAGGGAGGCAGCCGUGGGCAAGGUCCACAACCAGGACAAGGAGGCCAGCCUAGUGGCUCCAGUCCAAGUCAUCCAUCGGGAGACGAGGGCGGCCGCGAACAAAGGCCAUCGUGCCCACAGGAAGGUUUCUUCAGACAUCCUCAAAGCUGCUACCGCUUUUAUCGUUGCGUGAGCGGUAAUAGCCAAGGCAAUUUUGUAAUCUACGAAUUUAAUUGUCCAGAGGGGCUUGUGUUCGAUGAACGUUACAGCACGUGCAACUGGCCAUCCGAUGCGCCACCAUGUGAUGGCGCGGCACCCCCGCCUGUAGGCCAAGCACCCCCUGCACCUAGUCAGCCAGGUGGUCCUCCUGUGGGGCCAGGGCGACCUGGAGCUCCAGGACAACCAGGGCAGGCUCAGCCAGGCCAGCAAACAGGACAGGGGCAACCAGGUCAGCCAGGACAACCUGGUCGACCGGACCGACUGCCAGGCCAGCCAAGACCAGGGCGGCCAGGUCAAGGGCAACCUGGACAGUCAGGGAGACCAGGGCAACCUGUACUACCACCGCAACCAGGCCAAGGACCGCCAGGCCGUCCAAGGCAGGGAGCACCAGGCCAGCCAGGACCAGCACAACCGGGACAAGGGCAACCUGGCCAGCCAGGGCAACAACGCCCGCCUGGUUCAAGCCAGCAAGGUGGACCCAGCAGACUUCCAUGUCCUCAAGAAGGCUUCUUCCGACAUCCUGACAACUGCCAUCGGUUCUACCGCUGUGUUGACACUGGCAGCGGUUUCGUGGCCUAUGAAUUCAAUUGUCCCGAAGGCCUUGUAUUCGAUGAACGGUAUAGCACUUGCAAUUGGGCUGAUGCGGCUCCUCCUUGCGAUGAAAGGCCACCGCUCGGCAUGCCUGCACCUGGUGGUGGCGGAAGGCCUCAGCCUAGUCCUGGACAGCCUAGUCCUGGACAGCCCAGUCCCGGUCAGCCCAUGCCGCGUCCUCCCAGACCUCCGCAGACGCCACCGCCCAUUGCCACACCUACUCAGCCACCGGCAUCACCACCAAGCAGGCCUCAAACACCAAGCCUGCCAGCAGGCACCACCCCUCCGGGAACUACCGGCCCCAUGACAGAAAGCACUCCUGUUACACCCGGCACUGGCAGCACUCCCACUGAGAGUACAGGGGCUACUCCAACAGGAACAGCAGGCACACCUACCGACAGUACAGGAACUACGCCAGGAGGAACUGCUAGUACACCAACAGAUAGCACAGGAACAACUCCUUCGGUGACCACUGAGACAGGCACAACUGGAACAAUGCCAUCUUCACCAGGAAGCACUCCUACCAUGCCACCUUCCUCUGAAACGACGCCCACAGGUACCGGUAGCUCUGGCGCUGGCACGCCAAUUACCGGCGAAGGCGGCCCGACGCAAGCCCCUCCACAGCCUGGUUCUGUUCCUGGAGGUACGCCCAACGUGAGAGACCCCAAUGGACAUCCAUCGGGCUUGAACUGCCCCCGAACAGGCUUCUUCAGGGAUCCAAGUGACUGCACAAAAUUUUACCGCUGUGUCGACUUUUACAUGACAGGCCGAAAUUAUGUAGUAUAUCGCUUUGAUUGUCCCGAGGGAACUGUCUUCGACGAAAGAUACAGCGUAUGCAAUUGGCCUGACCAAGCCGCGCCUUGCGACCAGACACCUGGCUCACAACCAGGACAGGGUCAACCAGGACAGGGUCAACCAGGACAGGCCCCACCAGGACAGGGUCCACCAGUGCAGGGCCAACCAGGACAAGGCCAGCCACCUCAAGGACAACCAGCGCGCGCAUCGAGGCACCCUAUCCAAUGCGCGCGUGGCGCGCCAUCUGUCGGGGCAGCGCCGUACAUGGAGAGGAGGGGGUCUUCUGUGUUUGCCGCAAGAUGGCUCUCCGUGUGCGGAAAGCGCAGAAGAAAUGCAGCGAAACGCCACAGAGGUCCUCAGCCGCCCCAAGGUCAACCAGGUGGCGGUCCACAAGGUCCAGGUCCCGCACCACCAGCCACUGACGUGACGUCGCCUCGAGAGCCCACGACCCCCGAAGCAUCGGGUCUCUCAUGCCCCGAUUCUGGAUUCUUCAGGAAUCCUCAAGAUUGUCACCGAUUCUACCGGUGCGUCGACCAGUCUGAAAGUGGACGAGGUUUUGUUGUCUACGAAUUCAGCUGCCCAGCUGGUUUAGUCUUUGACGAGAGGAUUAGUGUAUGCAACUGGCCACAGGAUGCGCCUCCGUGUGAAGGUGGUCAAGGACAGGGGCCUAGUAUAGGUGCUGCACCAGUACCACCAAGCAGGCCACCGAGCCAACCACCUAGCCGUCCUCCAAGUCGACUACCGAGCCAACCACCUAGCCGUCCCCCAAGUCGGCCACCGAGCCAACCACCUAGCCGUCCCCCAAGUCGGCCACCGAGCCAACCGCCUAGCCGUCCCCCAAGUCAGCCACCGAGCCAACCGCCUAGCCGUCCACCAAGCCGGCCCCCGAUCCAGCCACCGAGCCGUCCUCCAAGCCAGCCACCGAGCCAGCCCCCGAGCCAGCCACCGAGCCAACCUCCGAGCCAGCCGCCAAGCCAGCCGCCGAGCCAGCCGCCUAGCCAGCCUCCUAGCCAGCCGCCAAGGCAGCCUCCAAGCCAGCCACCUAGCCAGCCACCUAGCCAGCCUCCGAGUCAGCCGCCCAGUCAACCCCCAAGUCAGCCACCGCAAGGAGAGAGUUGCAGGCCACAGUGCAGCAGGACCGGCUUCUUCCGCAACCCAAGCGAUUGCACCAAGUUCUAUCGGUGUGUGGACUUCUACCAGGACGCCACAUACGUAGUGUUCAACUUUGACUGUACCGCGGGUCUCGUGUUCGACGAGCGUUACAGCGUCUGCAACUGGCCCCACGAUGCACCGGCAUGCGAUGGCUCUUCAGACCCAAGUGCCGCUGGCAGCUGCGCACCAUCUCCUGGUCCCUCCCCGCCACAGCAGCCCGGUCCACCACAACAGCCGCAGCCUGCACAACCUCAACAGCCACAGCCUCGACCACCUCCAUCACACCCAAUGCCUCCACCCCGACCAGCCGACUCUUCGGUAUGCAGCAGGGAGGGGUUCAUAAGGGAUCCUGCGGACUGCCACAAAUUCUACCGGUGCGUUGACACCUACCAGGAUGGAAGGUUGACCGCUGUCCAUUUUGACUGCCCUGCGGGACUCGUGUUCGACGAGCGAUACAGUGUCUGCAACUGGCCUCGCGACGCUCCACCAUGUGAUGACCAGCCUCAGCCGCCACCUCAGCCACCGCCUCAACCGCAGCCUCAACCACAGCCUCAACCACAGCCUCAACCACAGCCUCAGCCGCAGCCUCAGCCGCAGCCACAGCCCCCGCCUCGACCAGAACCAAUUGAAGCAACUACAGCGCCUUGCGACAAGACAACUGCACCAUCCUCAGAAACGACACCUCAAGUCACAAUGCCCUCGAAAGCUACACCUUAUGAAGCGUCGACACCGUCUGAAGCAACAACGCCCUCUGAAGCAACAACGCCCACUGAAGCGAUGACGUCACCUGAAGCCACGACCCCAGAGACCACAAUGGCACCGACGACGGCCGCGACCACUCCAGCCGCCACGACCGAAGCGCCGUCAACGCCAGCGGCCAGCACGAUGGAGCCCACGACGACGCCGUCCAGUCGCCAGCCCAAAAAGCUCGACGAUCUCAUCCUGUGUGACAAGGAUGGCAACUUCGCAUUUGACGGUGACUGCGUCCAUUUCUACCGCUGCACUGGCGGGAAAUCCGAAAAGGCCGAGCUGUUCAAGUGCCCCGACAAGUACUACUUCGACACCAAGAUCGGCUUUUGUCGCCGAAAGAGGAAGAACUUCAAGUGCGACAAGACACCGUCGCCAGACUUGAUGGCCCAUCUUCCUCCGGACUUCAUGCAGUCCGCCAUAGUGGCCGGACCUGGUUUCUUGUGGGACUGAUGAAUAGGACAUUUAGCGUACGUGCGCUGGAGCAAGAUAUACAUGCGUAGCCGAACACUUGGCGAUUCGAGAAGUGCUAGCCGUUUCCUCUUAAAGCUUAAAGGGUCCAGUCAUUCAUCAUAGAGGUCCUCGCCCAUCUGUCAUUCCUACUUCUCACUCUCAUUUGCCGACGGGUCCAUUUUGGCACCGCGGCUGCUCGGGGCCUACUUAAUCAUGUGGUUUUAUUAAAAGCACAAAGCUGGUGCGGAGAGAGGAAAAAGGCAGGACAGCCAAGUGUCAUAAACGGCUUCCUCCGCUGCGCUUUAGAACCGCCAGAAGUUCGGUGUCGUCAACGAGAAGGUACUGGUAGCCCCACCACGGCAAUAUGGACGCGCUCGCCAUAUGUGCUCUUGUAUAUCUUUCCCGCACAGCAACGCGUGGCCAACGAGCUCCGUCGCCCACCCUGUACACGAUAGUUGUUCACAACACUUUGCUUGCCGGCCGUAUUACUUGAUUUGCCGCGUAAAACAUUCCACCGAUAGCAAGAACACAAAAAACACGUGUAGAUACUCUGGGGGCAUUCCAGGACAACCUGCUAGGCAAAUACGCAUUAUUCUUUUUUACCCGUGUCGCGAGUAGGUUCUCAAGACGUGGUUGCUUUCUGGUCUCACUAUUUAAGAACGACUAUGAAAGGAACUGUAUCAGUAUUGGACGUGAGCCCAGCCUCAGGUGGCGUUGAGACGUGCGUCGAGAGUACGGCGUGUCCGCCAGCUCACCGUGCUGAUCACAAGCGGAACAGGGGUUUGUAGAGUGGUUAGGCUAAUCAUUGUCUGACAUUAAAGGAAUACUUCAUGCCACGUUGUUGCUUCCGUGCUUGUGAAUGAUUUCGGGCAGGAUGGCUCUUUUCUCUUUCUUUAGACUGAAUAUCUUCGACUUCAAAACAAAAAACAAACUUCUUUUUCUGUGGUUUAGUGUUUCCGUUCUUGCGCUUCCUUACAUCAGUCUGGCCUGCACAGACACCAGCUUCUCUGUUCUGCUUUCCAAUGUCGAGUGCCUUCAAGUUUGUAAGAGCUAACCUUCGAGUCUGUAGCUUCAACGUGCUUCACCACUGUCAUUGCAGCCAACAAGAAUGGCGUGUUUGCGCAAUUAUAUGCGCCUUGUUCUUUUUUCUCACACUCAUUCUAAUAAAAUUAUAGAAGUUACUUGGAUCCCGCAUUCAUUUUUCUAUGCUCACAUUUUUGUUUAGCAUAAACAGACGGUGGUGUUAGCAAAGAAGCAACCUUCAAAUUACAACUGCAUAUGCUUUGAUGCUCUGUUGAAAAAGAGAGUGACCUCUAGAACCUAACAGUACGUGAGAUCUGAGUUUUAGUGACAAUUUUUAUUCAGAACAGUGGAGAUUUUCGCGACGAAUGAAUUCAUUCAUUCGUAUUCGUGAAAAUCAGUGCUUUCCGCGAAUAUGUUGUUUCUGGUAUACGUAGUUGGAGGGAGAGACAUUUAGCGUCGAAGCAAGCCUGACGCAUACCUUCUGCUAUAAACUGUUUCUGGACAACAUGAGGCAUGCCUGUAAUUACCGCGUCUCAGGGCUCUCAGAACGAAUAAAAUGCGGCAUCCAA